Messenger RNA from Danio aesculapii, 4368 nucleotides. It is a transcript of the gene tfe3b, whose product is annotated as transcription factor binding to IGHM enhancer 3b. Gene Ontology annotation, biological process: regulation of transcription by RNA polymerase II. The record is from RefSeq and is a predicted model, not a curated record. Gene Ontology annotation, molecular function: RNA polymerase II cis-regulatory region sequence-specific DNA binding; protein dimerization activity; DNA-binding transcription factor activity, RNA polymerase II-specific. Bases 103 to 1440 code for a protein of 445 amino acids. The transcript is spliced from 9 exons. Gene Ontology annotation, cellular component: nucleus. NCBI's taxonomy places the organism in Eukaryota, Metazoa, Chordata, Actinopteri, Cypriniformes, Danionidae.
GGAAAUCCUCAUGCGGGUAAUGGCGAUUCUUCCAGCAAACUCGCUUUACUUGUGAUAACAUCAACCAGCUUGUUAAUAGAGCGGUGGACGCAGCACAGCAGCAUGUCUUCGCGAGUGUUGCUCCGGCAGCAGCUGAUGCGAGAGCAGGCGCAGGAGCAGGAGAGGAGGGAGGCGCAGCAGCAGGCAUCAGUCGCUCAGCUCCGCCCUGCAGACGCCACUCCUGCCAUCUCUGUCUCGCUGCCACCUAUGGCUGCCCGGCCUCCUCCAGCACAAGUCCCGGUGGAGGUCCUGAAGGUGCAAACCCAUCUGGAAAACCCAACUAAAUACCACAUCCAGCAGGCGCAGAGGCAGCAAGUGAAGGAGUACUUGUCCACCACACUCGGCAAUAAAGUUGGCACUCAAACUCUCGGUGUGUCUCCUGUCCCGCAUUCAGCCUCGGCUCCAGAAAUGGGCCCUUCAGCAAGCAGUGCUCCUAAUAGCCCGAUGGCACAUCUUAAUCUGGGCUCCAACAAAGAAGAGAUGGAUGAUGUCAUCGACGACAUCAUCAGCCUUGAGUCCAGCUUCAACGAUGACAUCUUGUCACUGAUCGAUUCUGGCCUGCAGCUUCCGAACACGCUUCCAGGAAAUCUUCUGGAUGUCUACAACAGUCCUGGUAUGACAACUCCAACCAUCACAGUCAGCAACUCCUGUCCAGCAGAUCUGCCCAACAUCAAAAGGGAAUAUACUGAAACAGAGGCCAGAGCUUUCAUGAAGGAAAGGCAGAAGAAAGAUAAUCACAAUCUCAUUGAACGGCGGAGAAGAUUCAACAUAAAUGACAGGAUAAAGGAGUUAGGGGCUCUAAUACCCAAAUCCACUGAUCCGGAAAUGCGCUGGAACAAGGGAACCAUUUUGAAGGCUUCAGUUGAUUACAUAAGAAAACUCCAGAAAGAGCAGCAGAGGGCCAAAGAGAUUGAGAUGAGGCAGAAGAAACUGGAGCAAUCCAACCAGGCCCUGAUUCUCCGCAUACAGGAACUAGAAAUACAAGCACGCCACCAUGGCCUCAACGCCCCCAUGCCUCCAGGCCUGAACACUGAUGCAUCCUACAUCCAAAACCAGCUACUGCAGCCAAAUGCGUCUAUGCAGGCCGGCGCCGGAGACGGUCAGCCUCAGAGCCACCUCAACAUGGAUGGAGCAAUGGCACAGACUUCACCAUCUCCCUUCCUCUCAGUACCUCCAUCUGGCUCUCCGGCUGCUGUGGCCGUGAGUGGCCCGCUACAUCUGGAGACUUUUAGCUUCACAGAGCUGGACGAACAUGCCUCUGAUUUGUACCCUGACGUUGGUCUUAGUGACAUUCUGAUGGAUGACGUCAGGGGUUCGGAUGUGCUCUUCUCCCCGAUGUCACCCGGAGCCUCUAAAACCAGCAGCCAAGGGAGCAGUGUAAACAUGGAGGACGACUUGUGACCCAACUGACCAUUAGAUGUAUGUUUCAGUGCUUUUUCCUCAUGUGGGACGCUGUGGGGUUUUUUUAAAAAGGAAAGUUCACCCAAAAUUAACAUUUUAAGUCCAAAGUAUACUUUGCUGCCUUCUUUCUACUAGGUUUGUCAAAAGUAUCGAGUUCGAUACUAAUCGGUACUGAAAUUUUAAAAACGUAAUUUUACAGCCAAUAUUUGAAUGCAUACUUAAACACCACUUCUUGGCCAUUGUCUUCACAUGCUCAACAGAAAUGACCGUGAUUGGCCAUGAAGGUCAUCAGUUCACCAUUCUUCACUGCUGUUCGCCAAGUGUAAACAGAUACAUGGACGCUGGAGCAUUUCAGGGUCCGUUGAUCAGUUGGUUUGACUUUGAGCUGACAUACGAGCAUUCCGCUGAUGGCUCGUGUGAUCUACGCAGCUUUAAAACACUCCAGUGUCCAUGUAUCUGUGUUUACACUUAGUGAACUGAUGUCCUUCAUGGCCAAAACAAUGAUUUCAGUUGAGCUUGUGAACACAGUGGCCAAUCAGCGGUGUUUAAGGAUGUGCUCAACAGUGCUUAAAUGUUAGCAGGAUAUGGAUGUUUUAAACAUUUUUGUAUCGUUUGGUACCAAUCUGGAUACUUUUGAUAACACUAGUUUCUACUGAACGGUACAGUUUAGUGCAGUGCAGUACAGUUCAGUAUGGUUCACCCUGAUCAAGCUUGUGUUUCCACAGCCAACAGAACUUGGUAGGCGUUGUGAAUGCCAGAAAGUUUCGAUUGAUGUCAUUCUAGCUCAAAGUAGAAAGCUAUAUGGCUUUUUCACAAAUUGCAGCAUAUUUUAAAUGUAGACACAUGGCAAGCAUGCACAAAUAGGGAGAGGGUGCAGCACGAAUUGCGAUUUCCACAUGUUUUAAAUGUGACAUGAGCAGCCUUAAACAAGAAUAGAGCACAUACAGCAGAACCUGUUCGUUCUUCUUGGCAUGUGGCUUUUUGUCACGAGAAGACAACAAGCUAUGUUUGAGCAUAGUUCAUUGCUGCGCACAGUCAUUAGCCCCUUUCACACAGUGAUAACGGUAAAUAUCCGGAAAAUUACAGAUUGACUUUACCGGUAAAUUCAAAAAAGCGUUGUUUACACAGACAAAGACGUUCCAGCAUUUUUCUAGAAAAGACCAUUCACAGAUCCAUUUUAAAAUAUUGGUAAAUUUAUGACAUCAUUAACCAGAAAUGAGCUUUAAACGACAGUGCUUGUAUUUGUAAACAUAGAAGGGGUCGGGCUUUUCUUAAUGGUUUCACUUUUAUUUAAAGCUUUAGCAUUCAUGCAGCUGCUUUGUCCCAGAGACAUCCAAAGGCAGAAGCGCGAACCGCAGCUAAACACAUUUGACUACAUUACAAAUUCUGUGGAUGGAUAAGUAUUGUGAACAACUUCGACAUAUGGAGGAACACUUUCGCAUGUCGAGAUGUACAUAAUAUGUGUGUGUGCUAGCGCUCACCGGCUGCUUCACAUGCAGACGCGUCAAGCAACUGAAGCAGAGGUUGAAGGUAAACAAACAGCAGUUUAUCAUAAGCAUUUUAUUGAUAAUUUUUACAGUUGGCAUUAAGAAGGAACAUAGAAAUGUUAUCUGACUUACAUCAAGCAGCUAAAUGUGUCUGGAAAAAUAUUCAAAGGCUUUUAUUUUCAUAAACAGCCCCGAUGUGAAUGUUCUGAUUGGCUGGAGUAGACAUCUCACGUCAGCACGUUCUAAGUGUGAACACGCUCUUUCCAAUUUUCCUGCACACAGCGCAGCAUUCCGGCAAAUUACCAGGAAUGUUACAACUUCUCUUUUUGGAAAAUUACGGGAAAGAAUUUACCUGUAUUUUCUAAAAGGGCCUGUUCACACAUGAUCUCUUUUUGGAAAAUUGCUGGUAAUUUUCCGGAAAGGUCUGUAUGUGUGAAAGGUAAAAAUAACACUGUGAAAAAUGACACUUCCUGUAUUGUCGUGUCUUGUAUAAACUGGUAACAAUUCUCUGUAAACCAAUAGCGCUCAGCAACUCCACCCCUCUGUUACCAUAUUGUUAUGCUAGGGACCAUUACAAAAGAGUUCCAAAAAAUGAUAGACUUCGCUACUUUUAACAUUGGACACAGAAAUAAUUGCGUACUGUAUUGUUCUGUACCGAAUCAUACUGCUUAGUGGAAAUGAGCUAUUAGCACAGUCCAGUGCACGGUUUUUACAGUAUACAUAUUUUUGAGAGCAUGUGUGAACAUAGGUGCUUAAAACAUGCACACUACAAAACAUUUUACUUGUCCAGUGCUUUUUCUUUCUAAAAAUGUCCAGAACUCUAACUUAAACCAAUAAAAAACAUUUUUAUUUCUUUAAGUUAGAGUUCCAGAUAUGUUUAAUCACACACUCCUCAACGUAAAGUGUUCGUUGCUUUUGCAGUCUUCAGUAGUUUGUUGCUGAUCUGUCUGUUUCUUUUCCAAAUGUUAAACUGUGGACUGGUUCAGUGUUGACUUUUUUUGGUCAAAUUUGCAUGUGUAAACUAUGUGUGCGUAGUACUCAUGGUUACUAAAAACGUACAUACUGUGCUAAUGACAGAGAUUGUGUCGCUGAACAUUUUAUAUGAAGUGAAGUAUACUUUGGACUUCGUUAUUCCAAAUCUUUUUGACUGACUUUUGUGGAACAUAAAAGAAGGUAUUAUAAGAAAUAGAGCUACAAGACUAAUUGCUAAAAAUCACAAUCUCGUGGUUUUAUUAAAACUUUGACAAGUACUAUGCAAAGAAACAUUCAUACAUAGGUUGAAUGUUCAUUAUUGAAUGUUCAUACAUUAUCCAUUGACCCAAAGAGAACAGUUGUCAUCUGUAGUUAUGAAACCGUUUCAGUCGUCGUUCAGUCUAAUUCAUAAUAUAGUUAUUUCUGUUUCAAACAUUCAAAUGUUUACAAGAGAACUAGGACAAACGUU